Messenger RNA from Drosophila persimilis, 1134 nucleotides. RefSeq lists its product as uncharacterized. The transcript is spliced from 2 exons. Lineage: Eukaryota; Metazoa; Arthropoda; Insecta; Diptera; Drosophilidae. Gene Ontology annotation, molecular function: nucleic acid binding; 3'-5'-DNA exonuclease activity. Gene Ontology annotation, biological process: DNA catabolic process. Gene Ontology annotation, cellular component: cytoplasm. The coding region runs from base 46 to 1053 and encodes 335 amino acids. The record is from RefSeq and is a predicted model, not a curated record.
AAAGAAAGAUUAAAUUGACGUUGGCGUCAUCGAGUCGUACUUACGAUGGCGCCGAGCAAUUCCAAUGAUGGGGAGCAGUACGAAGAUCAGCAUAAAAUUUCCACAUUCGCUGUACUGGAUUUGGAGACUACCAAUUUACCUGCGAACAACAACAAUCGAGUGGGCAUCACGGAGCUGUGUAUUUAUGCAUUUGAAGCAGCUCUCCUGAAGCAAAAUGGUACGAAAGGAUCCGGGGAAAAUAAGGUGCCUGUACCCCCACUACCCCGCGUAGUGCAUAAGUUGAAUGUACUAUUUCAGCCGUCUAUGAUGGUGCAUCCGGACGCAGAAAGAUUUACAGGGCUCAAUAACUACAUACUGGAACGCGAAUCGAAGUUAGACGAGAACUCUGCUCAAAUGAUCCUUAACUUUUUGAAGCAUUUGCCAUCUCCGGUUUGUUUAGUGGCUCACAAUGGCUGGCAUUUUGAUUUUCCUAUUGUAAGGAAAGUGUUUGCUAAAUUAAAUCUGGAAUUUUCCCCUACUUUGUCUUGCGUUGACUCACUUCGUGCCUUUUUGGAGAUUGAUGACAAGCAGUCCCAAGAAGAUGGUCUUAUGAAAUUGCCCCAAAGCUUGUCCGUGAAAGUGGAAGAAGCGGAGGAAGCUGAACCCAUUAAGGAACCUGACUGGCGGAUGUUAAAUGAAACCACCCCAAAACGCCCAAUUCUGACCCCCACAGAAGCUGCGUCAAAGCGUAGACAAAUUUCAGAGAGCGAGGAUGAUGAAUUGGAGGCGUCGUCACCAGUUAAGCGAACACUGAGUUCUCGUCGUCAACUAUUUAGCGGCCUGCAGUGUGCCAAAAAAAAACGUUGGCCACCAAGGGGCAAGUACAAUUUGGGAUCACUGUAUGAAAGAAAAUUCAAUCAGCCACCAACUACUGCCCACCAAGCGGAGGCGGAUGUGGCCAUGGUCACUGCGCUUAUCCAACAUUACGGCAUGGAUUUCAGAGCCUUUGCUGAGGAGCAAGCUAUUCCAUUCAGCCAAAUCAUUCCACUUGGCUCACCCGAUCGACGUAAAUAAUAGCAUCUAUGGGUUUGAAUAUUGUAUAAGGCAUGGCAUGUAUAUUUGUAGAAAAACAAAUUUUUUAAUUUUUUAUACAUA